AUGAUAAUAGUGAAGAAGGAUUUUGCAUACAAAGUGAAGUAUUAUGCCCACAGGAAGCUCCAUGGGUCUAUGAGGGAUCAUUAUGGGAAGUUGGGGAGAUAUCUUGAAGCACUGAAGAAGGCUUUCCCAAAUAUUGAUGUGGAUUUGGAAGUGGAUUUGGAAAGUUUCAAGCACAACAACAAGGGCCCCUUAGUGUUCAAAAGACUGUAUCUUUGCUUUGAUGGUCUAAGAAAAGGAUGGAUGCAAGGCUGUAAGAAGAUCAUCUGUGUGGAUGCAUGCUUCCUAAAGACCUUUCUUGGGGGCCAACUGAUGUCUGCAGUGGGGAGGGAUGGAAAUUACCAAAUGUACCCUAUUGCAUGGGCAGUGGUACAAGGAGAAAACAAUGAUUCAUGGGAGUGGUUUCUUACACAUUUGCAAAAAAGCAUAAGUCUUGCUGAUAGAGCUGGAUGUGUAAUUGUAUUAGAUGAACAUCAGUCAAUUAUAAGGGGUGUGUCAGAGGUACUCCCAAGAGCUGAACAUAGGUACUGUGCUAGGCACAUAUUUACCAUGUGGCACAAGAAUUUCAAGGGGGAUGCGUACAAGCUGAUGUUUAGAAGUUGUGCAAAGUCAUAUAGUGAGGCAGACUACAAUGAAGCCUUGGAGAAGUUGAGAAAAGCAGACCCACUUGCUGCUGAAGCUCUGAAGUCAUACAACCCAUCUCUUUUCUGUAGAGAAUUCAUGAAGACAGAAAUGAAGGGAAAAACACUUGAUUUAUAUGUUGGAGACAUUAGGGCAGCCCUGAUGAAGAGGCUAGUUACAAAGGGAGUUGAAAUGAUGAAAUGGAAGACUGAUGUGUGCCCUAGGAUAGCAAAGAAGUUGUUGAUAGAGAAAGAAGAAGCUGCAAUGUGUGAUGUAAUCCCAUCUACUGCUACUGUGUUUCAAGUAAAUUAUCGUUUGGACACACUGAAAGUUGAUCUCAGUGCAAGGACUUGCACUUGUAGAAAGUGGGAUAUGACUGGGGUUCCUUGCUGUCAUAUGACUGUUCGUCGUGUGGGGAGGAUUGAGAUUCCUCCUCAAUCUGUCCGCUACCCAGGGCCGAUUGGUAUUACCGAGGACCAUAUUGCUAACGCGCCAGAGGGUUUCAGACAGGCGCAAGAGUCUCUGCCUGAGAUUUUUGAGCCGACAGGCUUAGAUUCAUUCUUCUCCAUUCCAAAAAGAAGGUUAAUGCCUAGAUCAUCAGAGCUUGGGCUAUCUGGUUUCUCAGUUGUGAAGAGCUCUUCGCCUUCAUCGACAAAGUCACAAUCAAGAAACAUCUUGAACCCUGGUUCACGCUUCCCAUCGUGGACGAAAGGCUCAGGGAAUUCAUAG
Molecule: messenger RNA, 1347 nt
Organism: Chenopodium quinoa (quinoa)
Lineage: Eukaryota; Viridiplantae; Streptophyta; Magnoliopsida; Caryophyllales; Amaranthaceae
Exons: 5
Coding region: 1-1347 (448 amino acids)
Molecular function (GO): zinc ion binding
Source: RefSeq, a predicted model, not a curated record